This is a messenger RNA of Bombus pascuorum, 1482 nucleotides long. RefSeq lists its product as uncharacterized. The transcript is spliced from 8 exons. Lineage: Eukaryota; Metazoa; Arthropoda; Insecta; Hymenoptera; Apidae. The coding region runs from base 1 to 1482 and encodes 493 amino acids. The record is from RefSeq and is a predicted model, not a curated record.
AUGUUUGAGAGAACGAAACAAAGAAAGAGAAAUGUUAAUCAGAAUAUUCCUUUAAAGUUUAAAUACAUUUUCAAAGAAAAUGAAAGUUCAAAGACUGAAGAAGAUAAAUUAAAAUGUUAUGCUCGUUAUAAAAGGAAAACCUUUAAAAUCAAAGUUACGUAUGCAAGCGUCUUCGUGAAGUUAAGAAUCAUCAGAAACGUCGAAGACGUGAUCUCACUGAAAGGACCUGGACUUGUAGAUACGAAAACCGCUUCAGCCGUGGAUCGCAUAAACGAGGGUAGUCAAACGGCGGUGUCGAAACCCCGGAAAUCCCGUCGCAAGAAGCCAAAAAACGCUACAGCCAAUUCCAAGGCAAAAGCUAUGUCAACUCCUUGCGGCGAAUAUCGAAAGGAGAUCCAAAAGUGUAAUGUCCAAGCUGGAACACAAGUGAUAAAUCAACAACCAUGUUCCAUACCAACAAUUCAAAAUCAAACUACCUCGGCGGCACCGAUGCGACCUAGAUCUGUCUAUACGGCACAUAGUUAUCACGCACAGACAGAUGAAACUAAUUUCCAGCGAUACAGUGAAUUUCCCAAGUACUUUGAAGCACCACCGUCGGAGCAAUGGGGUGGAUUAGCCGGUACAACAGCAUUUUCUAAUUCAACAGCACUUUGGCGACAACCACGAAAUUCUAAAACCAUUGCACCAUAUUAUGAAGAGACGUGUCUCUACGCAGAAAACUGGAGAGAACAUGAUACUGAUGCUGCUAUUGUAGCUACACCGCAUGGAACAAUUUCAUUGAGACUUCACAACAGAAUUCGGGUUGAUAUGACGAUCGAUCGUGCAGUUAGAGUAAUUAAUUUUAAGAAUAAUAUUGUACUAUCGUUGAGCGGUUCUGGAGCGGCUGCGGCAUUACUCCAUCCAAAUGGAAGAAUAUAUCAGUAUGGAUCAAGAGUCGAAAUCCUGGCCCAUGACGCCCAUGGCAAUAACAAAUACGCGAAGAUGUGGUAUAAAGGGGUGAGCUUCACUUCAGAGCAGUGUGCUCUAGUUUAUUUAGUUGAUACGGCGGGGACAAGAACAACUACGGAUUCAUUUUCAGAUAUGGGUCAGGACUUUUCCCUUAGUGUUUUUUAUUCUCGUUCUCGACAUGGUGCAGCAUGCUUACAAGAAGCUGCAGCAGCUUUAAGUGCUGCUCAAUACUGGUUAACUAAUGAGGGUGUAGAAAAUUGGAUCAUUAAUAAUGUUAGAGUUUCACAAACACCUGAUGGUCUCGUCAGGAUUGCACGAAAUAGUAACAAAUACCAAUUACGAACAUCGCCUAGUAAUGGAACAGCUUCAUUAACAACACCAUUUUUACAUUGUACGGCAUCUCUUGGUCAAACUUCCCAUCUUUUUGUGCGUCGUGGUGAACGACGUAUGCAUUAUGAUGGAACUAGUUUUAUUGUACGAAAUGCGGGUCACAGUGCUGGAUUCGAUGAUAACAAUCAAUUGAAAGUUUAUUAA